Egretta garzetta (little egret) is the source of this 13137-nucleotide messenger RNA. RefSeq names its product solute carrier family 12 member 4 (gene SLC12A4). NCBI's taxonomy places the organism in Eukaryota, Metazoa, Chordata, Aves, Pelecaniformes, Ardeidae. Gene Ontology annotation, molecular function: potassium:chloride symporter activity. Gene Ontology annotation, cellular component: membrane. The transcript is spliced from 25 exons. The record is from RefSeq and is a predicted model, not a curated record. The coding region runs from base 8744 to 12058 and encodes 1104 amino acids. Gene Ontology annotation, biological process: chloride ion homeostasis; chemical synaptic transmission; cell volume homeostasis.
GUACUGGCAAGGGGACAGUCAUCAUCCCACCUUUGUAUUGGUGGUCACAGGACCAGCAUUUCCAAAGAUUCUGGGUUUGCCUGGAAGUUUGUCCCACAGGUCCAUCCUGUGGAACCCAGAAUGCUUAAUUUUCCCCAUUCUCCCCACUCCACCCAAGUGACCUGUGUUGUCCUGGAAGCCCAACUCUUUCAUUGAUUGACACGUGGUCUAUAAUAUAAUUAGGAUGUAAUCCAUCGAUUACUUUGAAAAUUGGAAUCAAAGCUGUAAGCUGAUGUUGGAAGCUGGCUUGCAGGGAGCUGUACCAGAGAUUGUAUAACAAGAUCCUGGGAGAGGAGAGAUGACGCAGAGCUCUGUGUUUAGGGCAGAGGCAUGCUGUGCUAUGUAUGGGUUCAAGCUAAUUAUGCCUGAACAAAACUGAAUGUGCGUGUUUUUUUUUUUUUUUCUACAGUCUAAUUGCCGGCCUUCAUUUUCAUCUCCUACCAGUAGCCAGCAAUUUCUUAUGUUUAUCUGAGGAAUCUAGAACAUCAUUCAGUCAUACAGAUAACUCCUUAUCAUGAAGCAGAUUAGACCAUCCAAAAUUUUGCCUUUCACUUCCAUGUCAAAGGGAAAAAAGGAUUAUUAUGAUGUGCCAUCAGAAGCUACCCAUUUGCUGAGUUAGAGUAACUCCUGAGGAGGGCUAACUUGUUGAGACUUGCUCUUGCAUCCUUUAAAUUGCCAGUUGCUGCAGUAAAACACAAUUUUUAUGCCCUGGAGUAUAUUUUUUUUUCAUAAAAUUAUCUAUAGCGACGCUACUUUGUGUUAUGACCCUGUCUCUGCUUGCAAGCUGAGGAGCCCCGAGCUUAGUUAUUGCGUGCAAAGUCCACCUCUGAAUUUCCAUGUAGGAGGUCAGCUCUGAGUCAGGACUCUGAGUAAUUCAAGAAGACGGUGUAGCUGCUGCUGUCUCUGAUGGAGGACAGCACAUUACUGUUCCUCCUCUGCCUUCUACCUUUGCAUUCAGGAGUUUUGUCGUCCUUCUAAAGGCACUUCUAAAUAGUAUAACUUCUUCACUUCUAAAUAAUAUAGCUGACAUCACUUUUACUACUGCUUGCAAUAGUAUAUAUUUGUAUCCCAAGCUGAUGCAACGGAUGAAGUUAGAGAUUCUUUAAGAGCCUUGCAGCUCUGAUUUAAGAACCUACUGCUCCCGAAUAUUUUUGGCUUUCUUCUGCUAAGGUUUUCACUGUCCAGUCUGUGAUUUUACAAUAUGAAGUGUUAAGCAGCAAUACCAUUUGUCCAUCUCCCCCCAACAGGAUCCCUUCCUUUCCCUUCAUUCAUAUUUGUGUUCUGUACCCUGUGCUGGGACAUGAUUUCCAGGGCACGGCUGUUUUCAGGGCAUCACAAGCCAACCCUUGCCAACCCUACCCAAAUUCAAUUCCCACAUGGAUAUAACUUGUAUCUUGGCUACUGUCUAUAAUUUAUAACUUGGCUACUUUGCUGAAGCAGUCACAAAGCAUUUGCUUUUGAUGUGGCUGUAUGUUCCAGAGAAUAUGGUGGCAAUGUCAGGGAUUAAUUUCAGGGACGUCGCAGCCACACGUGAAGGGAGGCAUAGUUGAGAUGGGUUUGGUAAGUCCAAAUGCUAUGUAACCAGACAGUGGGAUGAUUAUCUGCCUUGUGUUAAGAUGUCUUUUAGCAUACAUGCAGGGAGCUUUAAAGCUGUAACUCAAGGCAACACACAGAGAAUAAUUUAAUUGCAAUAUUGUGCCUUUGCCCUUUUAAGAUACUCUAUUCUGGGUAUGAUAAACAUAUGCUUAACUGGAGUAAGCUCACUGUUAUAUCAAUCUGAUUUAGAUUCUGUUGCAUGUGCUUGAUUUAAUUCCUGACUGGUGGAGCAGAAGACAGGUGAUAUAAUGUUGCCUGUUGCUCCCUGUAGAGUUUCUGUAAGCUGAUGUGUUGUACUCAUUUUGCUCUGAUGCUCUUGCAAACUGAUGAACUUUUUGUAAAAUGAUGAUAAGAAUCACUGUGGCUUCUCUAGGUCUCUGACUUUGUCUUGGUCUGUGCUGUGUGUUGCACAGUGUGAAAUAUUUUGCGCUAUUUUGCUAUGAGCUCUUUAUAAAUGUGUUUGAAUAUAUGUAUUUUACAAGCAGUGUGGUUUGUUGCUUAUCAUGUGCAAUGUCAGAGCGCUCUCCACCCUCUAAAACAUUCUGCGGGAUGGACUGACUUCCUUUGCUUGGGGAAGUCUCAUGCUGACUUGUACUUUCUUUAAGUAUUAUGACCAGAAUUACAGUGAGUUUUGGCUGUUCGUAGCACUCCACGCUGAAAGGUCAGCUCUUCAUCCUUGGAAGCUUAGCUCUUUUUUGUCUUUCUCUGUCUCUCUCUCUCUCUUUUCCUUCUCGUCUCUAUUUUCCUUAGUUAAAAAAAAAAAAUCUCUCACACACUUUGUUUUCACAUGGAACAAAGUACUUCUCAAAUGUAAGAAAAAUCUGAUAUUCAGCACUUUCUAUAUAUGAGUUAAUUGAAAACUUAAUAAAGCAUUCAGGGCUUCACAAUAAGCUGUAACGGAUUACAGAUGUCUUUUUACUGUCUUCCAGGAAUGGAUAGUAGAUGUCUGUUAAUGUACAUUGUAUAGUACAAAAUGCAUAGAAUGCACAUAGAUCGAAAUUUUCAAAGUAAUUAAACCUCCUAUUUCUGUUAUUUUGUGUAUGUCUGGAGACAUUUUGCACCCUGGCUCAUAUCUCCCCUAUUUCCAUUUGUUCCCUGUAGGAAGCUUUUUAAGCUGAUGGCAAUAUUGAUUUGAUGGUCACUGUUGCCAUCUGUUCAUUCUCACUCCAUGGUUUGUGCCUGUACAAUUGUUUCUGUGGCACAUGUUGAGUUGGAGAAGGGAGCAGGUAUGUCUGAAGUUGUGGUUUGUGUUGUGGGUUUGGGUGUUUUGUUUUUGUUUUUUUUUAGUUUAGAUUUUUUUGUUGUUGUUGCUCUCUUAUGUUUCUUACUGCGCACCCUUGGUCAGCUGAACAGGUAUAGGGCUGAAAACGAUUUUCCAUAUUUGGUAUCGGAGAGAAAGAUGCAUUGAAUAUCGCAUGGAAUCUACAUGCUGGUCUCAUAUGUAUGUUGAUGUCUCUCAGAAAGUGAGAACAUUUUACAGCAAGGUAAGGGGCUUUUCCUGAGGCAGGGAAAAUGCUAGAAUGCUUCUCCCUGUAUUUUGAUACAGGGUGUGCUGUAUCUGAGGUGCCUUCAUGCAUGUGAAGGGACGGAGUUUCGGGGAGGAUAGUCAUGAGAAAUGAUUUGGAGUUGUUACACAUGAAAGAACCUCUGAAGUGGAUUACAGUGAAGCACAAAGGUUGUUUUUAUAGUGUUUUUUUCAGCUGGCAAUGACAAGUUACAUUAUGAGAGCUCCUAAGUGAUGUGAGUUCCUAAAUCCAGUUUCUCAAAAGUGACUUGGCAUCUUAAUUACAUAGGCAUUCUUGGUGAUUGCACCUACUGUAUAACGUAGCUAAGUCUCACCAUGGUGUGUGCUGGUAUCCAGAGGACCUCCUUAUGAAUGAGCAGAAUGCAAUGGGUUCUGGUAAUUAUGAACUGCUUAGAAUCAUUAAGUUAGUAUUUACUUAUGUAUCUUAGGUAAACUUCCAUUUCAUCGUGCUGAUGCUUUUUUUUUUUGUGAUACUGCAUAUGAUUCAUCCAUUAAUGGGUAAUCAUACUAAAAGGUAUUGAAGAUGGAAAGAAAUGCAUCACUGUUUUCACUUGAAAGCUGAAAUGCCUGGAGGGCUAACAUCACAGAGCUAUACUUUUUGUGGCAUUAGUAGGUUUAAAACGCUGUCUGAUUCCACACUCAGCAAGCAGCAGAUUUGUGGCACACGCUUUCCCGAAGUGUGCAAACAGCUGGCAACGUGCCUCUUAAAUGUGGCUGGGUUUGCAUUUCACAAAUAGCAUUUUCAGUAAGAUCCUGACAUUUGUGUAUUUUCUCAGUGUUGAAAGGAUUAUAAUGCUAGGAUUAUAUCAGUGUCGGCUUAGCUUUCUGUAAGAAACCCUUUUGCUUCCUGAAAGAGAUCAGUCCCAUUCAACACUGCAGCCAGCAGUCAUUUUGUCAGAGGAGGUAGAAAAAAGUUCUUUUGGGAAUACAAUAUUAUUAAACUUGUCCGAUCCUCAGGACUUCACAGAGAAGGCAUUUACUGAAGCAUGUACUAAGAACAGAAAGAAGAAUAAUGGUAAACCAAAUUACUGAAAAUGGCAAAGAGCUAUUGCUAAAGGGUAAGUACUUCAUGUUGAUAUUAAUACCUCCAAAGGAUUACAGUGUUCUGAAACUCUGUGUAUCUUAACUGAAGAAUAAAGUCAUUGCACUUUCUGAAACAUAGGAUUAUUAAAUGGCAAAAUCCUUUGAGUUGUGUAGUAUCAGUCAAGUUAAUUUGUAACUCUGUUCUCUAAUCUAGUUUUGCAAAGUACAGUAGAAGUUUGAUAGUAACUUCACAUGUGUUUAUCUAAGGAUAAAUGAAAGAUCUGUGCUUAAUUGUACACUUGAUUCUGUACUCUGGUGCAGCCUAACUGUUGCAUAUGUUGUUGUCCAGGAAAGUUUUGGCUGUUUCUUUCAUGCAGAACACAAAUAAAUGCAGUCUUCAGAACUCUGAACUGUUUCAGAGGAACUAAUAUAUUAUCAACAAUAGAGCUUUUUAGUUUACUUUUUGUUAAAACUGUGCUUUGUUUGUGUCACUUUUGUAGAUGCCAAAGCUGUUGCUGAUUAUAAAUACGUACAUGGUAUCUGCAGUGUAGUGCGUAAUGAAUUUUAAGCAUGCCUUUACUUGUUGGGUAAAAUUCAGGAAAUUCAAGACUUUAAUGGUAGUGUCAAUUUAACAGUGAAGUAAAAAAUGUUAUGUAUUAGUCUUAAAAUGGUGAAUGAACACAUUGUAUUGUUAAAAUACCCACAAAUGGCAAUAGUUUGGCCUUAAGCUUCAGUUUCUGAUGGAAGCGUAUGUCUGGGUCUGGCAAGUGAGAGUUCAGCGUUGUCAGUGUAACUGAUAGUUUGAGCUGUGUUUAAAGUACAGAGGAUAUCUUUGCUGCCUAAAAGCUAUCCAGGUAAAGAUCUGUCCUUUCAUUCUGCUAUUCUUUCCUCUCAUACAGCCUUAGUGUUGCAUGGGUUGUUAUCUAGUGCAACUUUGGCCUUUAUUUUCAUAAAAUACUGGGUCAGCCUGGAAUUUACAGCUGGUGCUUUUUGCCACCUUCAGCAAAAAAGGCCUGGUAGCCCAAGGUCUUAAGUGAACUGGCAUUAACAGAUUUUGGUUAGUUACUUCAUUACCAAUGUCUAGUUUGUAGUAUGGAUGAGUUUUAUCUAACUAGAUGCAAUGAUAUUUAUUUCCUGUUUCUCCUAUUUCUCAUGUAAACAUAGUACUCCUAAUAACCCCACCACCACCACCUAAAACACCCACUCACCACCUCCAACCCCAAGAACUUAGUAAAGUUUUCGAAAUAUUUUGAGAACUGUUUUUCUGAGCUUGGAAUGUCACUAUCAAUCUUUUGCUAUUGCAAAAUAACAGAAUUCUCAUUUUCAGUUUUGAAAAACCUGCAAGUUAAAUCUUAAAUCAUAACUUUCUGGUUUUGCAUGGAAAAAGUGCUUUGGAUUAUAUUGACUACUUUGUAGCUAAAGUGGAAGUAAGUAUUCCUCAUUAUCAGAUUUGUGAUGUCAGCUGCGUGCUCUGCUGCCAUAAAUGAGUUUUCAUUUUAGAAAUGCCAUGUGUUUCUGGCUAGCUUUGUGUGGUCCAUGGAGAAACAAACAUUUCUAAUAGGCUGUCUUUUUUAAAUUACUACUUUUAAAUAAGAUCUCUACAUUGGAGUGCUACUGAUGUUGGAUUAGGAUUUUUGCUGAGCAGUGGGAAGUGAGUAAGAAAAGAAGCAAUAUCUGGUUUCUGUUUAUGAAAUUUAUAGAUAAUGAUCUCUGCAUAAAUAAAAUUGUAAAUUGAGUAAUUUGUUGUAGUCUCCCAAAUGAACCAAGAAAGAAGUCUCAUAACAGUUCUGAGAGUGAAGAAGAUUUUUGUUUAGCCCAGCCACAUGUGAGGAGCCACAUAAAUAAAGUAUAUAAGCAGAUUCAGAAUGUAUUUGAAAUCAAAUUGUCAUCUCCUUGUUUCUUAGGUUACCUUAAUCUGACAAGUCUCUUGAUAUACUUCAACAACACUCUUGAAUGCUUUGCUGCUGAAAUGUAGAGAUACCAGGGUUCUUGAACUACUAGGGAAGGCCAAGAAACUUGUUUAGCAUUUUCUGUUCUUCAACAAUACUCAGUUCUGCAAAACUUUACUGCUGGUGGAUGAUGAGAAGAAUGCUAUCUGACCAUAGCCUGGCUUUGGGAGGGAACAGGUUUUAUCUCGCCGUACAAGUGCUUGGGAAAGUAGUAUCGUUGUUAACAUCUGGAAAGUGCUUUCUCAAGAACUGUGUUAAAACAGUUCUUUUGUAGGAAAAAACAGAACAAAAUGCCAAAGUAUAAUUUGCAGCAUGCCAAGCUACAUGUACAGGAGAGGCACUCCAAGCAUCAGCUAACUGAGCCAUUUCUUUCUGAGUAAAAAGCAAGCCUACAUGAUUAGUUGAACAUAACUGCCUUCUGUUUAGAUAGCUGAAAUUAGGUUAAAAGAAGCCCACACCACUUGCUGGGGUAUCAACUGUAAUUUCUAAUCUUAGAUUCCAGUGUUUAGUUGUGGAUGGAAUAUUAAAAAUAUGAAUGAUACUUUUAAAAUUAAAAAGUCUUAAGAUUAAAUAAUGUUGUCUCUGUAUGAAAAUGGCUCACUUUGUGUCCCUAGCUAUCACAGGUUUUGUGGCCAGUGAUGCUUGUAAAAUAGUGUCUGAAUGACAGAAAAAAGUGGUGUUAGGUGCUAUACAGUCUAUUUCAUUACAAAGUCUUUUUUUGCUGUGGUGUAUCCAAAGGAGUCUGUACAGGCAUAGUGCAAUUACAAGUGAGAUAUUAGCUCUUAUUCUGCUCCAGAAAUUAACACUGAGGGGAGGAGUGUUGAGCUGUUCUUUGAGCUGGCAAAUAUCUGCUGUUUGUCAGUUAUAUAGAGGUAAAUGAUCCAAUGGGUUUCUCUCUUUGUCAAGCCUAGCAUUUCGGUUCUAACUCAGAUUUGUACUCUGAUUCAUGCUAAAAUUCUUUGAAGAAAUUUAGCCCCUCAGUUAAGCUUUAGCUCUUGUUACUUCGGCAGGAAGGAUUAUAGCUGCUCUUCAUGCCAUCGUCACAGGUCAUAGCCGUAUCUGGAGCUUUGUCCAGCUUGCCUGCCUAGCCAAGCAUGUCUGAGAGUCUGGGCGUUCCUGUUGAGAUCCUAUGAGCAUGGUGUAUGUGCCUCUACCAACUUGCAUUUAAUCAGCUCAGAUAUAUGCCUGCAAGAGCAAAGUGGUGUAAGCUUGUUAUCAAAGUUCAGCCCUCUUGGGAAUAUUUUUUUUUUAUAUAUUUUAGGCCUUACUGUAGUUUAAUUAGCAUUACUCUAUUUUUCAUUUCUCUUGUUAUCUGUGCUGGCUAGAAUAAAGCUAGUCAGACCAUGUCUGCCUGUGCCCUCAGCAUGCCUUAACUUGUCGGGUAGAUAGAACCUCCAUGAGAACUAGGUGAGCGUCUCUGAGUUAGUCAUGUCCAAAUGGAAAGAUCUGAAGUUGUUUUCAGAUGUACUACUUUCCCCUUAGUUAACUGAACAUGAUGAAGUAGGGGAGGGGUGGGUUUUGUUAAGGGAGUUCAGAAACUGACAAUAGAGGAGAAUAAAACCUCAGCAGGUCAAGUCAUGCAACUGCUCCUGCCACCUUCUCACAGGGAUGAUUAUUCUUUUAGUAGUCUGGCUGAGUGGACUUUACCACUGUGAAGCUUCCUGGUCUUUCUUUACGGUAGUCUCACUGUGCCUAAUUGUUCAGCUUUCAUUUAUCCUUGCUAAUCCGUCUUUCUUGUAGUUACUUUCAUACAUGUGUUUUGUCUGUAAUUCUCUCUAAAUUCUGGUUUUGAUCCCUCAGUCACUAAAGAAAACACAAUGGCUUGCACAGAAGACUUGCACUUGGCCUGCUCAAGCAGUGAAACUGUCUCUCUCUGGCCUGAUUCUCUUCCAGAAGGAAAGCAGUAAUGUGAACACUGUCCUCUGUGUUCUUUUUAUAUAUAUAUACAUAAAGACAGCAUAAACCUUUUCAAGAAUAAUAAAAUAAAACCAGUCAGUAGAAUAUCUGCUACAUUUUUGCCACAGUGCUUUUCCUUGGCAAUGAGAUAGAAGUUAGGCAAAAGUUUGGACAUCCAUUUAUUGCUUUUAUUUUGUCUCCUAGGCUUGUGUGUUUGCAUGUAUGGGAAUAUGCACAUUUAGGGGUUUUUAGGUUUUGUUCCGUGGACCAUCUUUGAUGUUUUAUGGAACUCGUGUGAUCCACACGAUGACGAACCUUUUUCUACAGACCUGUGUCUGUAGAGAGUAGGGGAGCUCUAAAAAGUUCAGGGAACUAUGGUGGAGAUGUCGAGGUAAGCUGUGUAAUUGUAGGGGGGGCUGCAAAUAGAAUUAUUUGGUUUGCACAAGAACUGGUAGCAUUAAGAAAUAAAAGGCCUUGAAAGAUAACAAAAGACUGAGAAGCAAUGAAACAAGUGAAGAGAAAACAUUAACCUACUUGGAAUAUAGCUUGCCUGCCUCAAAAAAUAAAAUUAGUUAGGGACUAAGGCAAAUAAAUUAUUCUCUGUUGCAGAGUAUAUAGGUCCCUCUUUAAGAAAUGUUCCUUGCAAAACAAUCUUGCAUGAUGAAAACUAACACCACAUAGCUACUGUCCAAGACUAAAGACUUGAUAAUUAAGAAUGCGGAAAACUGCAUGCAUGUCACAAGAUGGUGCUUGCCCAGGAGACUUCAUGCUUCAGAACGUAAACUGUCCUCGUGUGAAGCUGGGGCAAGAAUUCCAGGGAGUAGCUUUCCGAGGUCACCUCCGCUCUCUUCCAAAACUGAUGGAGAUAACAAGCUCUUCCCAUGCAAGUCAUGGCAACCAUAAAGAGAACAGUCCUUUCCUGAACAGUACAGAAGCUGGCAAGGGAGGCGAUUACAAUGACAGAAAUCUGGCCUUGUUUGAGGAAGAACUUGAUAUACGACCAAAAGUGUCAUCUCUGCUUGGCAAGUUGGUCAACUACACAAAUCUUACCCAAGGUGUUAAGGAACAUGAAGAAGCAGAAAGUACUGAUGGCUCCAAGAAGAAAGUAUCAAAAUCACCCAGCAUGGGCACCCUGAUGGGGGUGUAUUUACCAUGCAUGCAGAAUAUCUUCGGGGUUAUUCUCUUCCUUCGGCUGACUUGGAUGGUAGGAAUGGCUGGAGUUCUUCAGUCCUUCCUGAUCGUAUUACUUUGCUGCUGUUGUACUAUGCUGACAACCAUAUCAAUGAGUGCUAUUGCCACAAAUGGUGUUGUUCCAGCUGGUGGCUCCUAUUUCAUGAUAUCUAGGUCAUUAGGCCCAGAGUUUGGUGGAGCUGUAGGACUGUGCUUUUAUUUGGGAACAACAUUUGCAGGAGCAAUGUAUAUCCUUGGUGCCAUUGAGAUUUUAUUGACAUAUAUUGUGCCACAAGCAGCAAUCUUUCAUCCAUCCGGUGCCCAUGAUGCAUCCAGUGCUAUGCUAAACAACAUGAGGGUAUAUGGAACUGUAUUCCUCAUCCUGAUGGCAGUGGUGGUCUUUGUAGGCGUGAAAUAUGUUAACAAAUUUGCUUCCCUCUUCUUGGCCUGUGUAGUAAUAUCCAUACUCUCCAUUUAUGCUGGAGCUAUCAAGUCCAUCUUUGAUCCACCUGAAUUUCCGAUUUGCAUGUUAGGCAACAGGACUUUGUCAAGAGAUCAGUUUGAUGUUUGUGCCAAAACCAUAGUUAAGGAUAACAUUACUGUGGCCUCUAAGCUUUGGGAGCUCUUCUGCCACAGUACAAACUUAACCACCGAGAACUGUGAUGAGUAUUUCCUAAUGAACAAUGUCUCUGAGAUAGCAGGAAUUCCAGGAGCUGCUAGUGGCAUUUUAAAAGACAACUUAUGGAGCAACUAUUUGGAGAAAGGAGAGAUACUGGAGAAAGCGCAUCACCCGUCUGUUGAUGUAGCAGGCCAGAAGAGCAACCUUCAUCUGUAUGUGCUUUCAGAUAUAGCUACUUCAUUCAUGGUGCUGGUUGGCAUCUUCUUCCCUUCAGUGACUGGUAUCAUGGCUGGUUCAAACAGAUCAGGGGACCUCAAAGAUGCGCAGAAAUCCAUUCCUGUUGGAACAAUUCUUGCUAUUGUCACCACAUCGCUAGUCUACUUCAGUUGUGUAUUGUUAUUUGGAGCCUGCAUCGAAGGUGUAGUCCUGAGAGAUAAGUACGGCGAUGCAGUGAACAAGAACUUAGUGGUGGGCACCCUUUCGUGGCCCUCGCCAUGGGUCAUUGUGAUAGGAUCCUUCUUCUCUACCUGUGGAGCGGGUUUGCAGAGCCUUACUGGAGCCCCCCGGCUGUUGCAGGCGAUAGCAAAGGACAACAUCAUUCCUUUCCUCUGGAUUUUUGGUCAUGGAAAAGCGAAUGGUGAACCGACAUGGGCUCUUCUGCUAACAGCAUUAAUUGCUGAGCUAGGGAUCCUUAUUGCUUCGCUUGACAUGGUGGCCCCAAUUCUCUCCAGGUUUUUCUUGAUGUGUUACCUCUUUGUUAAUCUAGCAUGUGCGGUACAAACGCUUCUUAGAACUCCAAACUGGCGGCCCAGAUUUAAAUACUAUCACUGGGCCCUCUCAUUUCUAGGCAUGAGUAUUUGCCUGGCACUGAUGUUCAUUUCCUCUUGGUAUUAUGCUUUGGUAGCUAUGCUUAUUGCAGGCAUGAUUUACAAGUACAUCGAAUACCAAGGUGCAGAGAAGGAAUGGGGUGAUGGUAUCCGGGGUCUGUCACUCAGCGCCGCAAGAUACGCCUUACUCAGACUGGAGGAGGGCCCUCCACACACAAAGAACUGGAGGCCUCAGUUGCUGGUGCUUCUGAAACUUGAUGAAGAUUUGCAUGUAAAAUACCCUAGAUUGUUGACUUUUGCAUCUCAGCUGAAAGCUGGCAAAGGUUUGACUAUCAUAGGAUCGGUGAUCCAAGGGAAUUUCUUGGAGACUUACGGAGAAGCCCAGGCUGCUGAACAGACUAUUAAAAAUAUGAUGGACAUUGAGAAGGUGAAAGGAUUUUGUCAAGUAGUUGUAGCCAAUAAAGUUCGAGAAGGAAUUGCCCACUUGAUCCAGUCCUGUGGACUAGGUGGCAUGAAACAUAACACUGUGGUUUUGGGAUGGCCAUAUGGCUGGAGGCAAAGUGAAGAUCCAAGGUCAUGGAAGACAUUUAUAGGUACUGUUCGCUGCACAACUGCAGCCCAUCUGGCACUGCUGGUUCCCAAAAAUGUGUCUUUCUACCCCAGCAACCAUGAGCGUUACAAUGAAGGCAACAUUGAUGUGUGGUGGAUUGUGCAUGAUGGAGGCAUGUUGAUGUUGCUUCCUUUUCUUCUCAAACAGCACAAAGUCUGGAGAAAAUGCAAGAUGCGAAUUUUUACUGUAGCUCAGAUGGAUGAUAACAGCAUCCAAAUGAAGAAGGACUUGGCUACUUUCCUCUAUCAACUCCGAAUAGAGGCAGAGGUGGAAGUGGUAGAAAUGCACAAUAGUGAUAUCUCAGCAUAUACUUACGAGAGAACUCUUAUGAUGGAGCAGAGAUCUCAGAUGCUGAGGCAAAUGAGGCUGACAAAACUCCUGCGUCCUAAAGAUGCUCAGCUGGUAAAGGAUAGGCAUUCAAUAGCACGUCUGGAGAGCCUCUACUCAGAUGAAGAAGAUGAGGGGGACCCAGUUCCUGAGAACAUCCAGAUGACCUGGACAAAAGAGAAAUGUGAUGCUGAGAAGCGGAACCGAGGCAGUGCUGUGGGAAGCUUUAGAGAUCUCAUCAGCAUUAAGCCGAACCAGUCUAAUGUCCGAAGAAUGCACACAGCAGUGAAGCUGAAUGAAGUUAUUGUAAAUAGAUCCCAUGACGCCAGACUUGUUCUCCUCAACAUGCCUGGUCCUCCAAAGAAUACUGAUGGUGAUGAAAACUACAUGGAGUUUCUUGAAGUCUUGACUGAGGGUCUGGAGAGAGUACUACUUGUUAGAGGAGGCGGCCGAGAAGUCAUCACAAUUUACUCCUGAUUUAGUACAAGCUUCUAACGCUGGUCUACAUUUACCUUCUUGGCGAUAACGGACAUUCCAGUUUUAAAUGGAGAAGAAAAAAAGGUUUUUUGCCUAACUUUCUCCUCAUCCAGUCCUAUUCAUUGUCUUUCCAUUUGCAACAUACAUAUCUUUUGGGAUUGUAGUAUUGUUACACCAUCCAAUUAGAAACAUAAGUUAAUUGUGAAGCUGCCACAUUAUUCAGUUUCUGCUUAGGUACUCCAGCAUUUGUGCAUGUAGCUUUAACACUAAACCUAUUUUUAGUCAGCACUGCUAUGUGCAGUAUUUUUAGUAACUGUAUGUAAAGUUAGGACAUGAAAGCCAGUUACUGUAAAAAGAUUUUAAAAGCUUUUUAUAUUAGGUUUGGGGGAUAGAAUUACAUUAUAUAGCAGCUAGUUUCUGCUGAAGUUCAGCUAUAAAGCAUUUUCUAAGAGCACACUAAAUUGUAAGAGAGGACUGAAAAAGCUUUGUUUUUCUGGGUUUAUUUCCAGAACUAAACUCUCAGUAUUGGGUUAAGAAUUUAUACUUUUAAUACAUUUAUUGAUAGAGAUUUAAAUAAAUUAUGUUGAUAUAGUUGAAAUUAUGUAUGUAGCUUGCUACAAAUUGUGUUGCUUCUGAGACUUAAGGUUCUGUGAGGCCAGAUCCCUAUUUAUUUUUGUAUUUAUUUGUCAGAAAUAUUGGAUAUGCAGAUGCAGGCUGUUUAGGAUAACAGAGAUCUCACAGUAAAUCUUGAUUCAUCAGUGGAUUGAAGGACCAGUCCUGUGCAGUUUUUCCAUGCUUUAAAUUUCUUGCAGACCAUCCAUCAAAGUACAUUGAGCAUGUUGGAGUCCCGUGUGCAGAGCCAGGUGCUAUGCUGCACGCACCGCGAUGGGAUUGCACUUGCACAAGUACAGGGGACCUGCUGCUUCAUUGUAUGCUUUAUGCCCUUAGAGGAAAAAGAAGAAAAGAAGACCUGUAUUAACCAAUAAGUCUCUGGAGAUUUUGUCAAGCCCGUUGAGUUGUACUUUAUGUACAGAACGUUCGUAUUUUUUCAAUAAAAUGUUGCAUACACUUUGAACCUA